Molecule: messenger RNA, 4522 nt
Organism: Phaedon cochleariae (mustard beetle)
Lineage: Eukaryota; Metazoa; Arthropoda; Insecta; Coleoptera; Chrysomelidae
Source: the annotation of a GenBank genome assembly
AUUCCAUUCAUCUACUUGUCGCCGCAUCUUUUAUCAGCUAGAAAGAUAAAAUGAUUUCGACAAUAUUUGUUUUGCGAUAAAGCGUUAUCUUUUGUUAACUGUUCAAUGUUUUUAUCAAUUCAUAUGGUGUAUCAGAUUCUCGCAGUGGUGUAUUUUGUGAAACAAUAAAUUCUGUUGUUAUUACGAUGAUGACGAUAUUGAUGAAGAUUAACUGAAAAUCCUGAUGUGUUAGCGAUUCGACAGAAAUAUCCAUGUUCAGCUAUGUGAAGAAGUUAUCAAGCACGAUGGGUAAUCAGCACGUCAAACCCGACGAAAAAUUGAACAUCAUCAAUGUAGAAGUGAGUUCUCUCAGAUAUGGAAUCCGCAAUUUCAGAAGAGGUAUACCACGGGAAACCCAACAAAUCCAAGUUCAAAACUUAGCCAGGUAUGCCAGCGAAGUCAAUUCGCUGAAGGGCAAAGUGAAAAAUAAGAACUUCACCAGAACAAUGGAGAAUAUAUCACGUACCAUGAACGAAAUACUCUCCAUUCCCCUUCGAGACUCAAUGUUAGAUUCUGGAGCGAUAGAGACUGAUUCCUUCGUCGAUGUGUCAAUCAACAAAAGGCACAGCAAGAGUCUCACCCUCAUGCCCACAAGAAACCCGAAAGUCAGUCAAGGGACUACGAUCAAGCAUGUUCCAACCAUCAAAGAAGUCGACGUCAAGUUCAAAUCCGUCAAGCCCCAAAUCAACCUUGCCAUCGAAAACAAAGACAGUACUCAACUGAGAGUUCUUCAGCAAAUCAUAAAAGUGCUUGCGACGGAUCUGGAAUUAAUUGAAGCUCCAGACAAUACUCCAGUUGGUGAUAGAAAAGAAAAAUUGGUAUCGAUGUUAACAACGUCCUACCAGAAAAUUAGUGCAGCUCUGAAAGAUAUACGCAAAAGUAGGGAUCUGGAUCUGGCAAAACAGCAAAGAAAGAAUGAGGCUGCAACCCAACAGCUUGAGGAGAUAAGGAAAGAACUUGAGGCAACAGACACGUAUUUGACAAUAGCUGUCAAAUACGAAAAACCAGAUUCGGUGAAAAAAUGCCAAGAAGAGUUGAGAAGGUUGAACGAGAAGUUGUUGGCAGUUGAAACAUCGGAAGAUGGUAUCAAGGCUAACAAGAUGCUGAUGGUGGACAAAAUAAGUUGGUUGAGUAAAUACGCGAAUGAUUGUCAGAAGAAAGGUAGUCAAUCAGAUCUAACAAAAGCUCAGUCUAACUACGAAGAACUCAUUAAAGAGAUAGCCAGUGGAAAAAAUAAAGAUGAACAUGAGAUGUUGAUUAAAUUAGAUAGCCUUGGGGAUUUCGUGAACAAGAUAUCGGAUGACGACAAACCUAAGGCCAAACAAAAAUUACAGCUUCUCAAUAACAUACAGGAAACCAAAUUAUCAAUGACCAAUGUGAACAAAGAAUCAUCUCCAGCCAAAAAAGAAAUCAAAGAUGAACUUCGGGUUACUCUUUCAGACAAAAUUGACAUCUUGGAUGAGCAGUGGGAUUCAAUUGAGAAGGAAAUGAAAUCUGGUUUAGUUCUUUCUGAGAGAGACAGAAAAAAACUCAUAACUGUAUUGGGCAAAGUAAAGGAUUCCAUGUCGAAUGUGAGAAAUGAAUUACUCGACCUAAACAAAAUCAAACUAGGUGGAAAACUGAACCGCUCAGCUCCAAAUUUGGUGAAAUCUUCUCCAGUCCACAAUAAAUUCAGCAGCAGCUUGAGUGUCAACUAUCUUCCAGAACUACCAAUGAAAACAAAAGCAAAAAUAUACAAUCUGGAAUCACCGAAAGUUUGUUUUGUGACAAAAGUUGAUCAGACUAGCAACAUGGUCAAUCCUACGUUUGACGAUCAUGAUUCUUUCUCCAUAAUAGAAGGAAUAAAAAUACAAGUGAAUUAUAUCAAUGAAAAAUUCGACCAAAUCGAUGAUGAGAAUCAUAUUAAGAAUAAAUUGGAAUCUUUCGAACAAACACUAGACAAAUACCUGACAGAUGAAAACGAGACCAUUGUUAACAGCGCAAAAUUCGUACUAGCCGAAAUCAAAUCUCUGAUGAGAAAAAUAUGCAAGUUGAAACGUUUGAAAGAAAUAUACUUGUUCGGAAAAAUCGAAGAUAUUCAGGACGAUAUAGAACGACUCAGGAGAAUUGUCAACGAUUAUCCUGAGGCCACUAGUGGCAAUUCUUUCGAGACUAUAGUGAAACAGCUCAAAUGCUGCGAAGCUUUUCUCUCAGCUAAUAAAUUCAUAGCUAUUGAACACAGAGAAGAAAUGCUGAGCAGAUUUCAGUCGAUUUCGAGAAUACUCGAAAAGAAAACUGACAUAAAACUGAACCUCGAUAGCUUGAAAGAGAAGGUCAAGAGAUUCUCAGGAGCUUUCCGAGGUGUACUCUAUAACAAAUUAGAGAAAGAUCUCAAUAGAAUUUUGGUGGAUACAAGCGAAUAUAUCGAGAACAAAAGAGUUGCUGAUGGUAUCACUAGGGAAACUGAAAAACAGCUGAAAAUCUUAGAAAGCAGAGCGAGCCUCGCCCAAAGCUUCAGAGGAAGCUUGACUGAAAUUCCUAUAAUGGAAACUGGAGAUAAGUUGAACAAUUUGAAAAUGGAAUUAGAAAAAAUUCGAAACGAGCUACAAGCAAAUUCUAACAACGAUAUAAAUUUCUAUCGGAGACUGAGAAGUCGGUUGGAUUUAGUUACUUUGGAUAUGUAUCAACUGAAGAAUUUGAACGAAAAUGAAGACCAAGUUAAGAUUCUUAUGUAUAAUGAUAUUGAUUCUCUGAAAAGUACCGUGGAUGCAAAAAUUGCCUUAGGUGAGAACAGCUUGAACUCGACAAUAGUGCCAGUGGUCAAUAAUGAAACAAUAAAAAAAGCUGAAGUAUUUGAUGAAGUUGAAGAAAAAUUAGAGCAGCUCAAGAAAGAAAUUGAAUUGUUUGUUGGAACUACAUCGGACAAUAAAUUCUAUGAGCUAGAUGAAUAUUCUUCGAUACUGAUUUCAAGAAUGGAGGAUAUGGAAGUACCCAAAGGCACCAAAUUACAUAGCAGAAAACUUCAUAUCCUCAAAGAGUUAUACGAGUACGGCAACUUACUGGAUAAGAGAGCGAUGGAAACGGAAAAUUUGUUACAGUAUGAGAGAGACAUUGCGGAUAUUGAGAGCCAUUUCAGCUAUUAUUCAAAAUCACCCAAAGACCUGGAGAAACUCGCAGACAAAAUUGUCUAUCUAAAAUCCAGUCUUGCGACAAAUACCUUCAAUGAUCAAUUGCUCACGAGAAAACGCAGCUGUAUUGAACAGGUGGACCAGAUCUCAAGAAAAAUCAGUACGAACAAUCAAACUGGCAACUAUGAAGAAAUGAUACAAAAAUUGGAACAAGAAUUUCGCAGUUUAUCUGAGUAUAUUCUGAAAACUCCACAAAGCAGCACAGCCGAGAAUUAUCAAAUUGAGAAACUGAUGAAUUUGAAGGCUGAAGUUGAGAAGCUUGACCCCUCAGAUGAUAGUAGUAAAACGAAUCUUCUGGAGGAAAUUGAAGAUUUACAACAAAAAAUGCGGGAAAAAGAAGUGGUUGAAGGAUUAUUCGAACAGCUCAAUGAAUUCGAUUCCCGAAUUACCGGUUCUGUCAGUGGUAAAGAAUCAAAUUCAUUAGAAACGGAGAUCAAGAAAUUUCAUUCUGAUAUUGAUAAAAUAAAACUCAGUCAAGAAGCUAAGAAUUCUGUGAUUGAGAAAUAUAAUGAUAUAUUGAAACGAAUUAAGAAAAUCACCGUACCAAAAGAUACUUAUAUAGGUAGUACAGCGUUCUUGAAAGAUCUAGAACUGAAAGGAAGCAUGACAGUUCACAACGAUGAGGAUCCUAUGAUGAAGAAUCUAAAUGCAUCUGAAAAACGCAUCAAUAAAAUAGCAGCUGAUAUUUCUCAGUUCAAUGACUCUGAAACUAGCGAGGAGUACCAUCGACUAGAAGAUGCAAUUUUGAGGGAGAACGUAUUUUUGAAAAAACUCGAUAUCUCGAAGGAUGAUACGAAAUUGAAUGAACGAAAAAUCCAAUUGAAAGAAAAGAUUUUGAAAUGUUUGGAGGUCCUGGAUGAUAAAAUUCAAACACUUGAAGAUUUGCACAGUAUUGAAUAUCAACUUGAAGAAUUUCAAAAACCUAUGGGAGAGGAAAUAACAAGUAAACUACAAAAUGAACUUGAUGAAAAAUUGAUUUCGCUCCAAGUGAAGUUAGGACAAAUAAGUGUAGAUAGUAAGUUAAGUGAGAGAAAACUUAUCUUAGAAAAUAAGAUUGUAGAAUAUUCGAAGCAGCUCAAGGAUAUGUCACUGCAACUGUCACCUACCAUUUCAUAGACACUGGUUCAUGUUAAUUCAAUUCAAAUAUUUGUAAUUAAAAAUUUUAUUCUGAUGAAUAUUGAGAAGUCACAAAUAGCUGUUUCCAAAAUGUGACCACAAUAAUUAUUCAUUCCUGCAUGUUUCAUACAAGAAGAUUGUUCAAUUCUGUGUUGAACAGUCUGAAAAAUCAAUAAAAUAUGUGAACUUUCGAAACUGAA